This is a messenger RNA of Populus trichocarpa (black cottonwood), 2860 nucleotides long. RefSeq names its product linoleate 13S-lipoxygenase 2-1, chloroplastic. Bases 60 to 2768 code for a protein of 902 amino acids. The record is from RefSeq and is a predicted model, not a curated record. The transcript has 9 exons. Lineage: Eukaryota; Viridiplantae; Streptophyta; Magnoliopsida; Malpighiales; Salicaceae. Gene Ontology annotation, molecular function: metal ion binding; oxidoreductase activity, acting on single donors with incorporation of molecular oxygen, incorporation of two atoms of oxygen; protein binding. Gene Ontology annotation, biological process: lipid oxidation.
CCACUUCUUUUUAUUGAUACCAAGUAACCAGUUAGAAGGCUUCCUAUAACCCAAAAACAAUGUUGAAACCGCAGGUUUCUCGUCAACCAAACUCCACAAGAACUCACUUGCUUUUCCAUAAGCCAUCCAUCCAAGGAAGUCGACAUGCUUCUUUUUUUCUCAAAUCAACUUCCAAAUUCAAUAUUGAAGCUCAAAAACAUUUUCGAGUUGCCUUUAAACCUAGCGAAAUUAAAGCCAUAGCAAGUGUCACAGAGGAGAGCACUGACAUUAAAGUUAAAGCUGUUGUGACUGUAAAACAAACCAUUGGUGGGCUCAUAACAAGCGUAGGGAUUGAACGAGGUCUCGAUGACAUUAAAGACUUGCUUGGUAAAACACUCUUGUUAGAGCUUGUUAGUGCUGAGCUUGAUCCUAAAACGGAACUAGAGAAGCCAACUAUUCAAGCGUUUGCACAUCGAAUAGGCGGCCAAGUAGUGGAGGGAGAUAUCAGAUAUGAAGCAGACUUUGAGGUUCCAUUGAAUUUUGGAGAGGUUGGUGCCAUUUUUGUUGAAAAUGAGCACCAUAAGGAGAUGUUUCUUCAGGACAUAGUGCUUGAUGGUUUACCUCAUGGCGCGGUUAAUAUUACUUGUGGUUCAUGGGUUCAUUCUAAGUAUGACAACGAUCGUAAGAGAAUCUUCUUCACCAACAAGUCAUACUUACCCUCACAAACACCAAGUGGGAUUAGAAGAUUGAGAGAGGAAGAGCUCGUACUUUUGCGAGGGAAUGGGCAAGGACAACGUAAAGCAGGGGAUAGAAUAUAUGAUUAUGAUGUGUAUAAUGAUAUAGGUAAUCCUGAUAAAAAACCAGAGCUAGCUAGACCGGUGCUCGGCGGUAAAGAACAUCCUUACCCUAGACGUUGCCGAACAGGACGACCACGAUGCGAGACAGAUCCAUCGUCUGAGAAGAGAGUUAGUGCCUUCUACGUUCCCAGAGAUGAAGCAUUUUCUGAAGUGAAGCAGCUUACCUUCUCUGCCAAGACAUUAUACUCAUUGUUCCACGCCUUGAUACCUUCUAUAGGAAAUGUUAUUGAUGAUGCAAAUCUUGGAUUCCCAUACAUGACUGCAAUAGACUCACUCUUCAGUGAAGGAAUUGAAAUGCCACCACUUACAAAAGAAGGGUUUUGGAAAGAAGUUAUGCCCCGGCUUUUCAAGGUCAUCGCUGGUGGAGGAGAUGUGCUGCGAUUUGAAGUCCCUAAACCAAUGGAAAGAGACAAGUUCUUCUGGUUUAAGGAUGAAGAAUUUGCUCGACAGACUCUUGCCGGUCUCAAUCCGUAUAGCAUCAAAUCGGUUACGGAAUGGCCACUAAAGAGUGAGCUUGAUCCAGAGAUCUACGGUCCGCCAGAAUCUGCGAUUACCUCAGAGCUAUUAGAGGCAGAGAUUGGAGGGGUAACUAGAGUUGAUAAGGCCAUAAGAGAAAAGAAGCUGUUCAUCCUAGAUUACCACGAUCUCUUGUUACCAUUUGUUAGCAAAGUCAGAGAAAUCAAAGGAACAACGUUAUACGGGUCGAGGACAGUGUUCUUCCUAACCCCAGAGGGCACAUUAAGGCCACUAGCAAUUGAACUGACUCGCCCACCGAUGGACGGGAAGCCUCAAUGGAAGCAAGUGUUUACACCGUGUUACCAUUCCACAGGUUGCUGGCUCUGGAGGCUAGCUAAAGCUCAUGUCCUUGCUCAUGACUCUGGUUUUCAUCAACUUGUUAGCCACUGGCUUAGAACACAUUGUGUGACAGAACCUUAUAUAAUUGCAACGAAUCGGCAGCUUAGUGUUAUGCAUCCAAUUUACAGACUGUUACAUCCUCAUUUUCGAUACACAAUGGAGAUCAAUGCUUUAGCUAGAGAAUCAUUAAUCAAUGCAGGUGGUAUCAUUGAGACUUCAUUCUCUCCUGGCAAGUAUUCUAUGGAGAUCUGCUCUGCUGCCUAUGAUAAGCUGUGGCGGUUUGACCAUGAAGCACUACCCAAUGACCUAAUCAGCAGGGGAAUGGCGAUUGAAGAUCUAACUGCCCCACAUGGCCUAAAACUUACAAUCGAAGACUACCCUUUCGCCAACGAUGGUUUGUAUUUAUGGGAUGCCAUCAACCAAUGGGUUAGUGACUAUGUAAAUCACUACUACCCUGAAUCAGGUUUAUUAGCUUCCGAUGCAGAGCUCCAAGCAUGGUGGACUGAAAUUCGGACAAUAGGCCAUGCUGACAAGAGAGAUGAACCAUGGUGGCCUGAACUCAAAACACGACAUAACCUUAUCGAUAUCAUCACUACUAUCAUAUGGGUGGCCUCAGGUCACCACGCUGCGGUGAACUUUGGACAGUAUCCUUACGCAGGAUACUUUCCUAACAGGCCUACCAUUGCCAGAAAAAAAAUGCCAACCGAAGACCCUACAGAUGAAGAAUGGAAACUUUUCUUGGAAAAACCUGAAGCAGUACUCUUGGCAACCUUCCCUUCAAAACUUCAGGCAACGAGAGUAAUGGCUGUGUUGAGUGUGCUAUCAAACCAUUCUCCUGAUGAGGAAUAUAUCGGGGAGGGAAUAGAACAAGCAUGGGCAGAUGAUCCAAUUAUAAAGGCAGCUUUUGAGAAGUUCAGUGGGAGGUUGAAAGAGUUAGAAGGGAUAAUUGAUGAAAGGAAUGCUAAUCCAAAAUUGGUGAAUAGACAUGGAGCUGGCAUUGUGCCAUAUGAGCUUUUGAAGCCUUUUUCUAAGCCAGGGAUAACAGGAAAGGGAGUUCCAUAUAGUAUUUCCAUUUGAAAUAUGCAAACUUAUCAAACUUGAUUUUGAUAAGAGACUUUUGUAUCAAAUGAGAAAAAAGUUGGAUAAACAAUAGAUGUAUCAGUUGAUCA